Molecule: messenger RNA, 1009 nt
Organism: Saccostrea echinata
Lineage: Eukaryota; Metazoa; Mollusca; Bivalvia; Ostreida; Ostreidae
Exons: 3
Coding region: 70-726 (218 amino acids)
Source: RefSeq, a predicted model, not a curated record
AAGAUUUCAACAAGAUCAACAAUUAAGACAACCUUGGCAACAACUACAAUUCCAUUAUCAAAGAUAUCAAUGACUCAGGAGACAAAAACGACAGCAACAAAACCAACAAAAAUAUCAUUUCCUCAAAAAGCUAAAACUAGAAAUAAACCAACAAUUCCAAAAUUACUUUCAACGAGAACACCUUUAACAACAGAAGUUACAACAAAAAGAACAAUAAAAACCAAUUUCCCGAAUCGGACAACUACUCAACAAACAACAUCCAAAAAUAUUUUGAGUAAAUUUUUAAGUUCUGCACCAGGAACUUUGAACAGUCCUUUGCCACCACUGUCUUCAACAGCAGAGAUUGUCAAAACCUCGAAAACGACACAUGUUGUUAUAACUACUGUGAUUCUGAUGGUAGGAGUGGUAGUAGUAGAAGUGACUAUUAUAAUUGUGGGUAUCCUAGUGGUCAGACGAUGCAGACAACAACGAAACAACACAAGACCCAAUAAAGCAAAUGACCGCCGAGCUGUCUCUAAUGUAUAUGCCACUUCUCCUGAUGAGGCAUGUGAUGAGAAUCAAUAUAAGGAUGUCUCUGAAGGGGUUUAUGAUACAACUUUAAAACGACGAUCUCAUGUCAACUGUAGCUCAAAUGAAUAUUCCACAGGAAGUUUCUAUUCUCGUAUGUUUCGAGGUUCAAACAAUGACAGAAGAAGACCAAUAGAAGAAAAUCUACCAAUGUCUUGAAUAUGAAGAGAUUAAAAACGGAAAUAAAUUACUUUUACCUAAGACAAACAAAGGUUUACUGUGUGAUCUUUUGUGGUCGGAUCCUGACAAAAUGGCUGAACGAUGUUAUUGUGUGUUCAUGUUUAACAAUGUUUUCUUUUAUUGUUGAAUGUUUUUUUUUUAAAUCUUACCCUAAAUGAAAUAUUCUUGGCUCAUUCCUACCGUCUGUAGUUUUGGCGAUAAAGAUAUUUAGGAGAAAUUUUAUGUCAAACUAAUGUUAUCGAAAAUAAAUUCAUUUUAUGUU